GAUGGGCCGACUCGACAAGCUCAAGGUGCGGAGUGAAGAAGGUUUUCAGAUGGGGUUUUCUCUCCCAGGGUUUCGUCGUUGGCCCGGUGGUUGGUGGGGUUCUUUGGAGAGGGCGAGUCCCGUCGGCGCAUUCUUUCCGGUACACCGUACACUCCUGCAGCAUCAUCGGCGCGGCCUCCUUUGUCUGAAGAGCGCUCCGUUGGCUGUCCUGCGAUGGGUGUCCCAAGCUCGGCUCGGGGCGAUGCUCGGCCCCGCCCCGAAGGGCACCCUGUAGACUGGGGAUCUUACCACCGGACAACGGUCGAUAAUGGCAGAGACGGCCGAGGUGGAAGUGGAUCUGGAGAACUCUCGGAGGAGGUUUCGAAAAGCUUUUGGGCUCCAGCUCGGCUUCUCAGCAAAUGACAGACUUCCCGACGCCAUGGCUGAGCGAUGACGAGGGAGCAUCUCGGCAGUCGCGGCGUCGUCCCACGCUCGAGAGGACCUUUCGCGCGCCCCAGAUUCCGCAACCUUGUCCAUCCUCGCGACGGAGGGCCACAGCCGAGUAUCCCCGGCCGUCGACUUCAACGAUGCCAGAAAUGCGGUUCUGGUGCGGCCUUGGCCGCAUGGCCAUGCAGCAACCCAAACUCUAUUGGCCAUUGCUCCCCUGGGACUUUUUGCCGACAAGGUGCAGCAGCGACGCGACAGGCCCUGAUGGCCUGAGCCCCGCAUCAAGCAGACUCGACAGGGCAGCAUUCUCAGACGACUCAACGAAACAGUUCCUGCACCGCGCCGUCUGUGCGCUUCGGCACUCGAGUCCGGGUCUUCAAGACAGAGAAUUAUGUUUGCUCCCAAUUCAAUGUCAGUUUCAUGAACGCGCGUUGUCGGUAUGGAUGAUGAUCGAGUUUUCGACGGGCGAGUUUUGGGUUGUAACUUCCAUGGUCGUCACGCACGCAUGCAUAGAAAAGAAAAAAGACACUGUCGACUCUCUCUCACCGAACAUGCGGCCAGAGACAAUCAGCAAGCCACGCGCAAACAACUAAGCCAGAAACUCAAACAUCGGUCGAUUUGCUCAUUGUCAAGUGUGUUGACGGUCCGUCAAUUUGUCCAGACGUGGGGUUCCUCACGGCAACGGCGGCCACCACCCCGGAUUUCUGCGGCGUGAAGCCCGACCACCAGUCACAGAGAACAACAAGCGAGCGACUCAAUGGUGGUGCUCCGCCCCAACGGGCUAGCCCCCGGUCGGUUAGCAGGUCCUUGCAGGUCGUCCACUUGACCCAGCAAGAACACCAAAUCGGCAAUUUUCCUAUUAUUGGCAGGAGGGAGAAGAUGCUCGACACUUUUGAGACUUUGAGGAGGAUGGAUAUCAG
Chaetomium fimeti is the source of this 1346-nucleotide messenger RNA. RefSeq lists its product as uncharacterized. Bases 399 to 1019 code for a protein of 206 amino acids. The transcript has a single exon. Lineage: Eukaryota; Fungi; Ascomycota; Sordariomycetes; Sordariales; Chaetomiaceae. The record is from RefSeq and is a predicted model, not a curated record.